This is a messenger RNA of Sphaeramia orbicularis (orbiculate cardinalfish), 2361 nucleotides long. Its product is annotated as hyaluronidase-2. NCBI's taxonomy places the organism in Eukaryota, Metazoa, Chordata, Actinopteri, Kurtiformes, Apogonidae. Gene Ontology annotation, molecular function: hyalurononglucosaminidase activity. The record is from RefSeq and is a predicted model, not a curated record. Gene Ontology annotation, biological process: carbohydrate metabolic process; hyaluronan catabolic process. The transcript is spliced from 8 exons. Gene Ontology annotation, cellular component: cytoplasmic vesicle. Bases 266 to 1939 code for a protein of 557 amino acids.
GCCGGCCCACGCACUCCAAGCACCUCCAUCCUGUUGACACCGUUUCACCGCUUCCCUUCGGUUCAACUCCCUGUCGUCUGUUUCUCGAGGCGCUCAUGCUCUCAUUAAACCAAACCGCCUGGGGAUUUUUCCAACGUGGACGAGUAGAAGACAACGCAGACGACGGAGGACGGACGGCAACGGGACGCGAUGUUCGGGUUCAGGACGGUGUCCGGCCUCGGAACAUGAUCGGCGUUGAAGUCCUGAAGGGCUGACCGCUGCUCCGAUGGCGUGGGCCAACUCCUGGUCCCGUCCAGACCCGAAGCCAGGACCAAAACCAGCACCACUUCACGGCCUCCGGACCCAAACCCCCUCCCCAUCUGUCCCUCAGGUCCAGACUCCACUCCUCCUGCCUCUAAUACUCCUUCUUACCGCCUUCGUGGACUUUAGCAGGGCAGGUCCACCGAGACUGGCCCGGCCCCCCCUCCUGUCCGGACAGCCCUUCAUCAUCUUCUGGGGCAUCCGGGAUUCGUCCUGCUCGGGUCGACCGGAUCCCAGAUCGUUCGGGAUGGAACAGGAAGGUCGGGUGGCGGUGUUUUACGAGGACACUCUGGGGAAAUACCCAUAUUUUAUAGACAGAGACACUGCGGUCAACGGAGGACUCCCACAGCACACCAGACUGGACGACCACAUCCAGAAGACGCAGCAGGACCUGGACGCAGCCUUACCCGCCUCUCGGUACCUGGGGCUGGCGGUGCUCAGGUGGGCCGAGUGGGUUCCUCAGUGGUCCAGGAACCGAGAGAUGUAUCUGGAGGCCUCGAGGAAACUGCUCAGUUCAUUCUUUCCUGAUUGGAGUCCGGAGGAGGUGGAGCGGUGGUCUCAGGUCGACUUCGAAGCCUCCGCCCAGUCCGUGAUGACGGAGACGCUGCGAGAGGUCAAAAGGUUACGGCCCAAAGCAUUAUGGGGCGUCUCUCCGUACCCCGCCUGCUACAACGGUAGCCCCGCCCAAACGUCCUUAUCCAACUACACCGGCCGCUGCCCCGCCGCCGACAUGGCGCUCAACGACGAGCUGGUGUGGCUAUGGAAACGAAGCUCCGCCCUCUACCCCCUGCUCACGCUGGAGAAGCUGCAGGGCGGGACACCUGGAGCUGGUCUGUAUCUGUCCAAUCUGAUCAAAGAGUCUCUGCGAGUGUCGUCGCUGGGGGGGACGUCCGACGACCUCCCUGUGUUCCCAUUGGUCAAGAGUUUCUACGCCUCCACCAACAGCUUCCUGUCACAGAGCGACCUGGUCAGUACGAUCGGAGAGAGCGCCGCUUUGGGGACGGCCGGCGUCGUCGUCUGGGAGAGAAGCGACACCAAGACCGAGAGGGAAUGUCAGGACCUGGCAGACUUCGUCCGUAAAGUCCUGGGACCGUACUCCAUCAACGUAACCACGGCAACCCGGCUGUGCUCCGCCUCCCUGUGCCAGGGGAAGGGACGAUGUGUCCGUCAAAACCCAGAAAGCUCCGCCUACCUGCACCUCCCACCUCCACCUGAGGCAGUGACAGAAAAGGCAGACGUAGCUAAAGCCACAGAUCCUCCGGACUCGGACUCGGAUUCGGACUCUAAACUCAUGGAACCGGACCCGGCUGAGCUGUGGAAGAAGGACUUCCAGUGCCAGUGGUUCAGUUCGUCCAACGGGGACGCGUCGGACCAACAGUCGCCCAAAGACGGAGCGUCUGUCGGGGAAACCGGCACCGACGCCAUAGCCACGCCCACAGCCACACCCACCGCGUCGACUUCCACUGCAGCUCCAAACACUAAAGGUGCCUCAGUGACCUGGUUCAGCACAGACGGUUCACCUCUGACCCCUGGACCCACGCUGUCACUGGACGGACCCACAGACGGAGGGGCCGGCCCACCCAGAGGCCCGGGUCUGGGGGUUCUGAUGGUUCUGGUGGCUGCCAGUCUGUGCCUUUGACCCAAACUGGGCUGAAACUGGAAACACGAGCCCACACUAAAGUGGCCUUCAAUAAAACACACACGGACAACGGGACACACCUGACCUUUGACCUCCACAACAAGAGAAUAUCACAGAAAACCACAGAAGAAGAGUGGGUGGAGCCUAAAUAUGACCAUCUCUGAUCUGACUUUAAGACACGUGGACGCUCUGACUUUUGGAUUAGAAACAAAACCCAGUGAAGUUCUGGGGUUUUUGCACAUUUUGUUCUUUUAUGCACCUCUUAUGUUUUAUUAUUUCCUCAUUUCAAAACUUAUUUCCUGUUACAGUGAAUGUGUGACGUACAACAUAUGGACAAAAGUAUGUGGACACGUUGAAUUCAGGUGUUUCUUUUCUAACAGGGGUCUGGGAUACAAAACUAUCUUCUAUCACUCUACAACACA